Molecule: messenger RNA, 1056 nt
Organism: Laccaria bicolor S238N-H82
Lineage: Eukaryota; Fungi; Basidiomycota; Agaricomycetes; Agaricales; Hydnangiaceae
Exons: 1
Coding region: 1-1056 (351 amino acids)
Source: RefSeq, a predicted model, not a curated record
AUGAUCUUGACGGACGCCCCCAACGCGUCAAUUAUCGAAGUUACUACGUCACGUGACCGUGUAGUGGGUCGCGGCCCACUUUUCAAAUUCAUCGGAUCUGAUAAAGCCUUGAAGGAAAAAAUAUCUACAAAAAGAAGAACAUUCAAGACGGGGCUCGAGAUGAAGGAGAAAGGCGAGAAUACCAUGAAGUUUUUGGACGGGAUCGACAACGCAGUCACCCGCCGCUUGGCAAAGGAACUGAAGCUUCUCGUCAAAAUGACGAAAGCACGAUCGCGCAAGGAGAUCGCGACCCUGCCUGAGGACGAGGCGCGCAAACUCCUAACAAAACUUCUAACGGACAUCCAAAAGGUCGAAAAGCCGUUCAGAAGGGAGAUGAUCCGUUUCCAUCUGCGAGUUGAUGAAGAAGAAAGGAGGACUCCGAAGACUCGUCCCACGAAGCGCAGGAAGGUUCCGGCCCUUGAAUGGGCGGGUGCGUACGACGUCUAUGCCCCAAAGCUUUCGGAAGAACAUCAAGAGGCAAGAAAAAUUCUUUCCUUGGAAACUGGGCCAUCGUCCACCGCCUCCCAAUUAUGGGCUUCCUUUGACUUUGGCGUCGUUCAGGGCAUCCUUCGCUCAUUCAACCCUCCUCCCAAAGCUGUUGGUGACAAGGCCUAUUUUUUGUGGCGCGGAAAGAUCAAAGGCGACAUGAAGUUCGGCGACGAAAAUAUAGGGGUCAUCACCUUCCUCGGCGACGGAAAAAUCCAAGGUUCAAUGGAUGGCGCAGGCUUCAACAAAUUUAAUUUCUUUGGGAGGCUCAAGUCCACAAUGACUGGGAUUGGAGACAAAGCACAUCUCACCAAGGUCACCGGUUGGAAAGGGCAGUGGAGGGGAAUAAAUGCGAGUUUGCGUGAUAUGGAAAUGCGCCAGAGACACCAACAAUAUUCAAGAGGUGAAAUUGAACGCCCGGAUAGUCCGGCUGUUUCUGAUACAACAGCGGCGUCGGAUGAGGAGGGGUCGGAGGACGACGAGGAUGAGGAGAGCUCAGAUGGCGAGGGCUCGGACGACGGGGGCAGAUAA